AUGGCUCGAAGAGCAACAGCAGCUUCUGUCCCAGGAAGCCCUCCAAAACGAAUGACUCGGGCUAGGGCAGCUCAAAAUACAGGGAUUUCGGACGCACCAGCUAUAGCAGUCCAAAACGAGGCAGCGGCAGCCGAUAAAAAAGCAGCUCCGGCAAGAGGAAGACCGAGGACGAAGACAGCAGAUACCACAACAACGGCGAAACCAGCGUCAAGGCGAAAGGCUUCCAAUGCGACGACAUAUGCAGACGGGGUCGAACCCAAGAAACAACGAGUCAAACGAGGAAGAAAGAAAACAAACGAGGUGGCCCAGGAUUCCAGUGCUCUUGAUGGUGAUUCCAGUGAUGACGAGAUGGACAUUGUCACCGUUAAGCCAAAAUUGAAAAUGGCAUCUUCUACUUGUAAAACAGGGUCUGUCUCAAGAGUUGCGGCUGGGACGGAUAGGAAAGCUGCCCCAAUCCUUACAAAACAGAGUCAAGAGGAAUCCGGGAAUUUCGGCGACAGCGACGACGACGACGACGAACUGGCACAGCCGGGGCCGCCGAAGAGACUACAAGGAAGACCAAAGACUACCUCAACUACGAGGAAGAGUAAAGCUGUAGCUACCGGAACCUCCCAGAAAGCCCCAGUAGGACGACCGAAGAAGGCCAUUGCAGUGACAACAGAUGAUGAUACUAAGGGUACGAGCAAGACGAUACAUAUUUCAGCAGCGUCCCUAACAGCCGCGUCGGCUACCUCCAGAGCUCGAACAACAGUUGCCACAGUCCCAAGGAAAAAAGUUACCUUCCUUGACAUGAUUACAGACUCCGACAAAGAGAACCAGCCAAUCACUUCGUCGACAGCCACUGAUCCAAAACAAAAAAUUAAAAUUGGAAUUAAAUCUAAGCCCGUUCGAAAGGCCACUGCACCACCUGGCGAACGAGAUUCUGCUGGUAUUGCAACAGAGGAGAGAAAGAAAGAGCCUCUCUCUCCGAAAAAAGCCACUCAAGUUGCCAGAUCCGGAUCCUCUGCUAGUUCGGCCGAUGAUGCUGAAGAUGAUGACUUGAGCUCGCCUCGACCCCGGAUUCCACGCCACAAUGGAUCUCCGGUUAAGCGAGAUCCACAUAGGCCAUUCAAUUCCCCUGUUAAAAAGAUCGAUUUUGUAUCUCCUACUAAACCGUCCUCACAAGGCCCUUCUCCACCGAGAGGCGCUCAAUCAAUUGAAAACACUUUCCUCUGCCAUAUCAAACCAUCUGCAGUACCGGCAAAACAUAAAUCUCCCACAAAGCUAUUCGAUCAAGCCAUCAAGGAAGAACUCAAUACUGAUAGCGCAUUCGCCGAUUACCCUCUUGGUUGUGGAAUGGGUCUUUUUGGGGUAAGGGGUUCAUCAGGAGGGCUCGGCGGAAAUUCCUAUCAUCCGGUUUUGGAAGAUGCCAGCGAUGUUAGCCCUGCUGGGUCUCCUGCACAGGGUUUGAAUGACCCGUUUGUCAUUUCAGAAAUCCUGUCAACACCGUCUGGCUACGUGAGUGGAUACGACAUUUGUCACCAAGAUGCAAGUGUCAGCUCAACAAGGGAUUGCAUUCCACCAGCAGCGCCAUCCCCUCCAAUAUUCAUGAACAGUCGCGCUCCGUUAGUGUAUCGUGAUGACAUAGUUGAAGAAUCUGACGACGAACUAAUGAAAGACGCCAGCCCAUUAAAGCUCAAUAAUGAUCUAUCACGACGAAACACACUGCUUGGUGCGGCUGCUGAAUAUGAUAUGAGCGAUAUUGACCGAUCGGAAGAGAAAUUGGGAUUUACUCCCUUGGCCGAGCGGCUAAGCCAGUGGGGUGCCAUCAGCCCAGUGAAACGGCGGUCUUCCAGACUUCAAAAUCGAGGGAUAUUUUCCCCUCUAAAACCCAGUGAGCUCGUUGACCAUGGUAGCCAUGUUAGUGAAAAAGAUAAUGGACUUGAACAUGUACCCCAGCCGCUUGCGCUUAGAUUGUCUAUUGCUUCCGGAAUUCCAUGUUCUACUUUAUUUGAGGAUGGAAUGUCUGUGCAUCAUCGUGAAAGUGUGGAUGGAGCUGUCGUUGCUACCGAGUUAGGCAACGACAUGGUCAGAGAGAAGUGUGACAAAACUACGAACAACAUGAUUGGCGAUGAUGCCAUGGACCUCGCGCCAGAGAUACUUGAAAACUCGGACGGCGACAAUGAGGCAUUCGGAGAUGAGAAUGCAGCUCCUUCUGACUCCACUGUUCCAAUCGAUCCACGACUCUUUGACGAGGAUGUGAGCCGGAGUAAAGAUCUGGUCGAGAAGGCGAACCCAAUCGUGCUUCCGAUGUCUGUCACUCCGGUUCGCUCCCGUGUGUAUCCUCGGACAAUUCAUACUGUCUCAAAAGUGCCUCUGAGACCUGACGGCGACGGUUCUGUGCUGAAAGUUCCACGCAAAAGGGUUCGAUCCCUUUCUUCUUCACCCAUAAAGAACUCAAGUCGACAGCUUGGAAAGACUAAAUUGGUACCGGCACUUUCUCCACAAAAAGCAAUGUUGAGUCUAAAGCAAAGUCAUGACGACAUUGCCGGAUGUGAAGCCGAAUCGGAGCAACCAAAUGAAGCUCCUGAUAAAUAUAAUGCCUCAAAGAGUAUUCGAUCCUCCGAGAAGAGCGCAGCGAAGUCGCCAAGCAAAUCAAACCCAGUUAAUGACAAAGUUCUCCAAGGAGCAGUUGUCUUUGCAGACGUUCACACUGCCGAAGGGGCUGACGCAAGCGGCAUCUUUGUUGAGCUUCUAACUCAAAUGGGGGCCAGAUGUGUGAAAUCAUGGUCAUGGAAUCCGCGAGCGAGCCUCUCUCCCGUGGAUAGCCUAGAUCCCAAGGAGGGCAAGGUUGGAAUUACACAUGUUGUCUUCAAAGACGGCGGAGUGAGAACAUUAGAGAAAGUUAGAGAAGCUAACGGUCUUGUGAAAUGUGUGGGCGUUGGUUGGGUUCUUGACUGUGAACGCAAAGGCAAAUGGCUUGAUGAAAUCAAUUACGGAGUGGACCUUAGGCUAAUACCACGAGGUGGGCAAAAGCGCAGAAAGAGCAUGGAGCCAAGAGCACUUAGUAAUUUUAAUGGGAGCAUUAUCAAGCUUGACUCGUCCACGUCGUCCAACGGCGGAAGAUGUAGUGUUAGCGAUCGCGAAACAUUCCAAGAGUUGAUGCGACUGUCACCAACACCACCAUCGUCAAGACGUGAAUCGAUGGAAUGGGACAGGGAGUUUAUUGCUUCAGAGUCAGAACAGAAGCAGCAUCCCGCUUUCCAGUCAACACCGACAAAUCCUUCCCGGUCCGUGGCAAUGUCACAGAGUUCUGCAGUCGUAACACCUACAACUCCAGACUUUAGUUAUGCUUUUGAUUUUGAUGGUGCUUCGGCUCCAUCACCUAUAACUCCAUAUCAUCCCUCGCAGGGAACUCAGUUGACUCAGCAGACUUGCCCCCCAAAACAGUUGAGACAGGGACUCUUCGGUAAUCACUCGGAUAGCCCGAUGAGCGAGGGGCUUAGAAUUAGGUUAGAGGCGGCUAGAAGGAGGAGUUUGGUUUGGAAACCAAAAGUUGGAAGUCCGCUUGGUCGUCCAGGAAUGAAACUUUAA
Histoplasma mississippiense is the source of this 3573-nucleotide messenger RNA. RefSeq lists its product with no specific name. The coding region runs from base 1 to 3573 and encodes 1190 amino acids. The record is from RefSeq and is a predicted model, not a curated record. Gene Ontology annotation, biological process: mitotic cell cycle. The transcript has 3 exons. Lineage: Eukaryota; Fungi; Ascomycota; Eurotiomycetes; Onygenales; Ajellomycetaceae.